CGUGCUGCCAGUGGUUGGACUCGGAGAUGUGAUAUGCAACCAGCAUGGCUAGCUCUUCAUUCCGGUUGUCGCAACUGGCGAUUCCUUCAGUUUGCAUCUUAAUUAGCUUCCUCGCAUACAGCUCGCAGUAUUUCUUUCUGUACUUCGAGCCAGCUCCGCUCAGGGACACCGAGCUAUGGCGCCUCAACAUCUUUGCCCUGUGCAUCUGGAUAUGUUAUUAUCGAACUUGCACUGUAGAUCCUGGUCGCAUUUCCAAAGAUUGGAAGCCAUUAGACAGUAAGCAACUCGAAGCCGACCGUGCUAGUGGUCGUCAACGAUGGUGCCGUAAAUGUGAGGCAUACAAGCCGCCAAGAGCCCACCAUUGUCGGACGUGCCAAAGAUGCAUCCCAAAGAUGGACCAUCAUUGCCCAUGGACCUCUAACUGUGUCUCGCACUUCACGUUCCCUCACUUCGUGCGUUUCCUGUUCUACGCCGUAACAGGAAUGUCUUAUCUCGAAACCCUUCUCUAUGAAAGAGCGUCAAUAAUUUGGGCUUCCCGGAAUCGUCCGAGCUACUUAGGCCCUAGUGCGCUGCAGAUGGGCCAUCUAUUUGUUCUCCUCGUAGUGAACAGCUUUACGGUCUUCUUUCUCAUGAUCCUCCUCGGUCGGACCAUCUGGUCUAUGAGCAUCAAUACGACGACCAUCGAAGAAUGGGAAAUUGAACGACAUCAAACGCUGGUUCGUCGGUCUCGUCACUUCGGUGGGUAUUUGACUGGACCAGGUGGCGUCAGGAUCCGAAUAAAAAAGCAAGAGUUUCCGUAUGAUAUCGGAAUCUGGUCCAACAUCAAGGCUGGAAUGGGUGGAACUGCAAAUGUUCUGAGCUGGUUUUGGCCGCUGGCCAGAACUCCUGAUCGUCGGACAGGAUUAGAGUUCGAAGUUAACGACUUUGAAGAUCCUAAUGUUACCUGGCCACCUCCCGACCCAGACAGAAUCCCGGUUACAGCCAGAACAGCCAUAGAUGAUGUCGAGCCCCAGACUCCAGCAAUUUACGGAAGGACCACUGAUAGCCCCAGUGGGGCGCCGAGAGCUAGCCAGGAAAUCAGACGUCGUAAGCGCUUCCAUGAUCGGGCCCAAGAAGAAAUAUAUCAGAGCGGCUCCUCUCGGGAAUCUUCGCCGGGUUAUAGUACUGAGCCCGAAGAUGGCGAGGAAGGAUGGAAGAACUCUGAGGGCGAGCGACUACGUGACUUUGGGGUCGAAGAGGACGUCGAAUUCUACGACGAGGAAGACAUCCCACUCGCCAUUCUGAUGCAACAAAAAGCACAACAACAAUAAACAUUCUUCCAUUCUCGAUCAUAAACAUGAUUACGAACACAGAACUUAAUGUUCAAAAGCUAUAAUCAUUAGCACUAGCCCUC
Aspergillus vadensis CBS 113365 is the source of this 1393-nucleotide messenger RNA. RefSeq names its product putative palmitoyltransferase with autoacylation activity Pfa4 (gene pfa4). The transcript has 5 exons. Gene Ontology annotation, cellular component: endoplasmic reticulum membrane; endoplasmic reticulum; Golgi apparatus. Gene Ontology annotation, biological process: peptidyl-L-cysteine S-palmitoylation; protein targeting to membrane. Lineage: Eukaryota; Fungi; Ascomycota; Eurotiomycetes; Eurotiales; Aspergillaceae. Bases 45 to 1310 code for a protein of 421 amino acids. The record is from RefSeq and is a predicted model, not a curated record. Gene Ontology annotation, molecular function: protein-cysteine S-palmitoyltransferase activity.